UUACAUUGAAACAUCCGAAAGAAUAUAGUUGCUGCAAGAAUAAUUAGCUAUUGUGAAGUGGGAACAUAACAAGUGUCAUCAGCAACGAGGGAUCACAACAUGGUUCGCAGAAUGGCAAGCCUUCCUCGAAGCAUAAUGGGUAGCAUUUCAAGGGCAAUGGGGGAUGGUAUGGGGUUUGUGGGCAUAGGUAGAAGAAGAAAUCAGCAUACAAAUAUUCCAUUACAGCCUCAAGUUCUUUCACAGCCACAUGGUCAUCAUCAACUAGUAGUUCCUGAGGAAUGGGCUUUUCUAGAGUGUUUUGAGCAGCAAUAUGGCACCAAACAUCCUUUCUUUUAUGCUUUUCGUUUCUCGGAAGCAAUGAAGUUAGCAGAGAAAGAUCACAAGUUCGUAUUUAUGUAUCUUCAUUCACCUGAUCACCCUUUUGCUAACGUUUUCUGCAAGGAAACCCUGUGUUCAGAGUUCGUGUCCCAGUUUCUUGAUGUGAAUUUUGUUUGUUGGGGGGCACUUGCAGAUAGAGGAGAUGGCUUGCAAAUGGUUGCAACGCUAAGCCCUGGUAGCUUUCCCUGUUGUGCUGUCAUAGCACCCGCUCCUGGUGAUAGCAUAGCAGUGUUGCAACAGCUAGAGGGACCUCUUUCACCAGCUGAGCUAGUGGAGAUUCUACAAAGAACAUUGGAAGAACAAGGGGUGGCUUUUGGAAGUGCUAAAGCUAAGCAGGAAGCAAAGAUCCAAGCAGACCGUAGGCUCAGAGAAGAACAAGACGCUGCAUAUCUUGCAGCUUUGCAAAUAGACAAGGAAAAAGACAAGCUCCAUAAUUUACCUUCAAGAGAGUUAGUUCAGAAGCCAGUGGUAGCUCAAAACACCACAAAUUAUGGGAAGAUGGGGAACAAUUCUAUUAAAGUCAGUAAACAGCGUAGCAAAGUGAAUGAAUCUACUAGUGAAAAACAAGACAAAGGAAAUGCAAAUAGAGGAAGCGAGUCUCAAUCCACACAGAUACUCAUAAGGUUUCCAAACGGUGAAAGAAGAGAACAUACUUUCCUUUACACAGACAAAAUCCAGUCCAUUUUCUCAUACAUUGAUUCAUUAGGUUUGCCAGGGAUUGGAAACUACAGAUUGAUAUCAAACUUCCCAAGAAGAGCCUAUGGGGUUGAUCAAAUGAGAAUGACUCUUAAAGAUGCUGGCUUGUAUCCUAAAGCUAGCAUGUUCCUUGAGCCUUUGUGAACCAAAUUCCCAUAACCAUCUUUGGAUGCACGUGUUAUUUGGUUACCUAAAUUUGAAUUUGAAUUAA
Molecule: messenger RNA, 1285 nt
Organism: Abrus precatorius (Indian licorice)
Lineage: Eukaryota; Viridiplantae; Streptophyta; Magnoliopsida; Fabales; Fabaceae
Product: plant UBX domain-containing protein 10-like
Exons: 4
Coding region: 100-1218 (372 amino acids)
Cellular component (GO): endoplasmic reticulum
Molecular function (GO): ubiquitin binding
Source: RefSeq, a predicted model, not a curated record